AUGGCCCUCCCCCCUCCCUUAAUGCUGGAUCCAGCUAUGCUGGCCGAUUCCAGCCUGGUCCACCCCGAAGAUGAUGAUGAUUCCGAAUAUGAAUACGAAUAUCAUCCCACCGAAACAGAAACUGUCUAUCUGACUCUCGACCUCACCUCCCUCCACGGUCCCAUCCGGCCCCCUCGUCGCCGACAACCACAAGAUCCCUCCUCCCUCCCCACCUCCAGUCCAUCCACACCUUCCCAGAAUCAGAAUCAGAACCAUCACGAUGACCAACCCGACGCUGCUCUCUCCAGCACCGAAGCGGACCCCAACAACCCCUCCAUCGCCGACCGUGUCCAAAUCCUAGGCCUUCACACCCCUAACCCCAUCAUCUCCUACCAGAACCAAAUCUUCAGCGGCACCUGGGCCGACCAAAUCGGCACCGAGCUACUCAUCGCACGCCCUGAGGACUCAUCCUCCUCACCACCGCACGAUGCAGACCCCUCCUCCUUUACUAGUAGUAGCAGUAGUCCCGUCAUCCCGCUCCGCCACACCCCAAACUACGACCUCCUCGCAGCCAACAGCGUGAAAAUACUCGGUCGCAAAGCGAAUCUCAUAUCCAGCUCAUCCUCCAACGUCUACGCAGCGGAUUCUGCCGCCGCCGCAGAACAGCCCAGCGACAGCACCACCACCCAGGGCGGUGGUGUAAUCCGCAAAAACGCCCCGCAAACCAAUCAAGCACGAUUUUUAGACCGCCUUGCCAGCCUCAAACGCAGCAAAGGCGAGACCGACGCCGUGCGGACAACAUUCAGCACCAAACGCAUGACGAAUCUGGAGGAUCGGCUACGUGGUUGGGCUCGUACCGAUGAACAGCUGGCACAGAUUCAACGGUUAAACGAGCUGGCGUUAUCCGGGGAUGCGAACGCCAUGGCGGAGCUGGAGGGACUUUAUUCGCGGUUGGGCGGACAAGAUGAAGAGGAAGAGAUGGAUGAGAAUGAUGAUGAGCUGGGACAAUAAGAACCCUCUACUUCGUAUCUCAAUCUUAAUCCAUAGGCUUGGUUCGGCUACACUUGAAUGGGUUAAGCUAAGCUUAGCUACAUGAGAGGGAAAGUUUCCUAUCAGUGGAAUUACACUUCCGCGAUACGAAACCACGCUGAAUACUGACUGAAAAAAAAAAACAGAUCAAUCAUAGUACUUCUGAACAUGAUUGAUCUACGAUGAUCCAGACCCGGACCAGACCAGACCUUCGGACCGGAU
This is a messenger RNA of Aspergillus vadensis CBS 113365, 1230 nucleotides long. Its product is annotated as TFIIIC subunit 6 family protein. The record is from RefSeq and is a predicted model, not a curated record. NCBI's taxonomy places the organism in Eukaryota, Fungi, Ascomycota, Eurotiomycetes, Eurotiales, Aspergillaceae. The transcript has 2 exons. The coding region runs from base 1 to 990 and encodes 329 amino acids.